Molecule: messenger RNA, 1994 nt
Organism: Cylas formicarius (sweet potato weevil)
Lineage: Eukaryota; Metazoa; Arthropoda; Insecta; Coleoptera; Brentidae
Product: polypeptide N-acetylgalactosaminyltransferase 2-like
Exons: 9
Coding region: 250-1986 (578 amino acids)
Cellular component (GO): Golgi apparatus
Source: RefSeq, a predicted model, not a curated record
GGCAGAGAGGGGAUCGUCAAAUCGCUUUACCAACACCCAAACCCGACACCCCAAACAAACGCGGUAGCGAAAAGAUCGUCCGCCGAAUGAUAGACAAAUGUCGGCUAUGACAGUACCGCGGCGGCCGUGGAUGCUGCAAUCGUUUUUGCGAUUAUUUUUUGCAAAAACCGCGGUCCAUUGAUGUCGCGCCAGUGGUGACGGGAUUUUGUUUUACACGCGGGGGCGGUCGUUACCGAACGGAGUAACGAAAUGAGGCGAAACAUAAAAAUCAUGCUCGUUUUCACCGUAAUAUGGAUGUUUGUUAUUAUUUAUUAUCUCCCGAUUGCCGCAAACAAUGGAAACAAGACUGAAAACCGAGCACUGAGACUGAAAGAAGAAUACAUCUCCGCAGAUUCUCUAAACGUGGUUGCCGCUUCUGCUAGUGCUUUUAAUAGCGAUGGUCCAGAACUACCGGACGAUAGCAAUUAUCCUCUGGCACUACAAAACUUCGAAACUACCGACGGUCGAUUGACUUGGAACUACUUUGACGAACUCGGAUACAUUGCCCGAGCAGGAUUGAAGCAGGGCGAAGAUCCUUACGUUAGGAAUAGGUUCAAUCAGCAAGCCAGCGACAGUUUGCCCAGCAAUCGGGAGAUACCGGACACGAGGGACCCAGCAUGUCGGAGCAGACGGUGGAGAACAGAUCUCCCUGCUACUAGCGUAAUUAUUACCUUUCACAACGAAGCAAGAUCCACCCUUCUUCGCACCGUUGUAAGUGUAUUGAAUCGGAGUCCAGAACGUUUGAUACACGAAAUCGUUUUAGUGGAUGACUUCAGUGACAAUCCCGCCGACGGGGAGGAACUGGCCAAAAUUCAAAAAGUCCGCGUGUUGAGAAACGAUAAACGCGAGGGUCUGAUGAGGUCCAGAGUGAAAGGUGCCGACGCCGCGAAAGCUGCUGUCCUCACUUUCCUCGAUAGCCAUUGCGAGUGCAACGCGAAUUGGCUCGAACCUCUUCUCGAAAGAGUUGCCGAGGACCCGACAAGAGUCGUUUCACCGGUUAUCGACGUUAUAAGUAUGGAUAACUUUCAAUACAUCGGCGCGUCUGCCGAUUUAAGAGGCGGCUUCGAUUGGACGAUGGUGUUCAAGUGGGAGUUUCUCAGUUACGCUGAGAGGGAGAGCCGAAAAAAGGAUCCAACUCAAGAGAUUAGAACGCCCAUGAUUGCUGGCGGUUUAUUCGUGAUAAACAAGGCGUAUUUCAAUAGACUGGGAAAGUAUGAUAUGCAGAUGGACGUAUGGGGAGCUGAAAAUUUUGAAAUAUCAUUCAGAGUGUGGCAGUGCGGUGGUACAUUAGAAAUUGUUCCUUGUAGUAGGGUGGGGCAUGUAUUUAGGAAAAAACAUCCGUACACGUUUCCCGGGGGCAGCGGAUCAGUUUUUGCAAAAAAUACUCGACGAACCGCAGAAGUAUGGAUGGACGACUACAAAAACUAUUAUUACGCUGCUGUUCCGCUGGCCAAAAAUGUACCUUAUGGGGAUGUUAGCGAACGUUUAAAUCUUCGUCGAAAACUUCAGUGUAAGCCAUUCAAGUGGUACCUCGACAAUAUAUAUCCCGAACUUGCCGUACCGUCGACGGUUCCGCGUCCCGGCGAGAUCAGACAGGGCUCGUUUUGUCUGGACACCUUGGGACACAUAUUGGACGGGGGAGUUGGAAUUUACCAGUGCCAUCAUAGUGCCGGAAAUCAGGAUUGGGUUCUAACUGAUAGCGGACUCCUCAAACACCAAGACCUUUGUCUUACACUAAUCAAUUUAGUUAAAAGCUCAGAACCGGUUAUGAGGAUAUGCGAAGGGUCAGAUUUCCAAAGGUGGCAACUUAUUCAGCCGGGCGGUCUGAUACGACACGCGAAAUACCCCUUGUGUUUGGACACGAGGGACAAUGACAUUAGGGGUGUGACUGUUGAAAGAUGUAACAGUGCUAUAGAAACUCAACGGUGGCAGUUAGCGACAAUUUAGUUAGUAAG